AUGUUUUCAGAAGCUUGGCUAGACAAACCUAAACUAGCUGGUGUAUGUGCUAAAAUAAGCCCAGAAUCAGCAAGUAUGUUGGAGGUAGAAUUUUCCGAAGAAGAAAUUUGGGAUGUUGUGAAGGAGUGUGAAGGAAAUAAGGCUCCCAAACCUGGUGGAUUUAAUUUAUCUUGUUACCAAAGUUGUUGGAAUGUUAUAAAACUUGAGGUUGUGCAAAUGAUGAAGGAAUUUCAUUUAAAUGGGAAGUUGGCUAAAGCUGUUAAUAGUUCAUUCAUCACACUCAUCCCAAAGAAGGAGUGUCCCAUUGGGUUGAUUGAUUUUAGGCCAAUAACCUUGGUAAGUUCAGUGUAUAAGAUUCUAGCAAAAGUUCUAUCUCGAAGACUGAGGCAAGUUCUUCCUAUGAUUAUUAGUGAAGUUCAAUAUGGUUUUUUGAGUGGUCGAUGCAUAUUUGAUGGAAUCUUAAUUGCUAAUGAGGUCAUGGACUGGCGGAAGAAGACAAAGAGCAAAGAGUUCUCUCCUCAUAGAGGGCUGAGGCAAGGUGAUCCUCUUUCACCUUUUCAUUUCAACUUGGUAACAAAGGGGCUAAAUAGUCUGAUAGAAAGAGCAAAAGAUUUGGGGACGAUCAAAGGAGCUGUGGUGGGUCAUAGAGAACUCAAGUUGUCUCAUCUUCAGUUUGCUGAUGAUACGAUUAUUUUUUGUGAGGCCAAUUGGGAGGAAAUCAUGGCAAUAAAGAGAAUCUUGAGAUGUUUUGAAUUAAUGUCUGGGUUAAAGAUCAAUUUUCAUAAAAGCAAAGUUUGUGGAAUUGGUAUAGAGGAUGAUCUGGUUAAAGCAUUUGCCAAAAUGUUGAAUUGUUUAACUCAGAAAUUGCCAUUGAAUUAUCUGGGUCUGCCACUGUUCUUUUUAUCCUUGUUUAAGAUCCCUAUGGGUAUUGCUAAGUUGGUAGAUAGAAUUCAGUCUACCUUUCUUUGGGGUGGUGAUGAGUAUGGCUUGGAAGAUACAGUAAUCUGGAAACAAGUGGUAUGUAGUAAGUAUGGUCAAAGUGGUGGCAGAUGGAGCUUAUUGACAGUGGAGUCCAGGAUGUUGUCUGUCAUGUGGCAGGAUAUUAUGUCCUUAGCUUCCCCUAACCCAUCUUUGAGGGAAUUCUUUGUGUCUAAUUUCAAUAUUGUGAUCGAGAAUGGUCUCAGGACAAAAUUUUGGCUGGAUGUGUGGCUUAAUGAUCAAAGUUUAUCCCUUGUUUUUCCUAGAUUGUUUUCACUAUCAGUCGAGAAUGAUGAUUCAUUGUUUGAUGUUUUCCAAAGGAAAAGUGGGGGAGAGGAUUGGAAUUUCAGUUUCCGAAGACUGCUAUUUGCUUGGGAAGAGGAGGAGCUUCAGAACUUGGUUGUGUACCUGCAUCGGGCACCCAGUUUAAGAACUCAAGUAGGAGAUUCUUGCACAUGGUUGGCUUAUUCAUCUAGAGCUUUUUCUAUAGUUUCAAUGUGGAGUCGGAUGGAUUCAAGUAAAGGGUCUAAUCUCAGAAUUGCUAAGACCAUUUGGAAUAAUAUUGCACCUCCAAAGGUUCAAUUCAUGACGUGGUUAGCUUGGAGAGAUAGGAUGAAAUCUGUUGUUUUUAUAUUUGUUACCAAGUGUAAUUUAUUGGUUCUGUCUUUGGCUGAUUGGAUGCAGCAGAUGGAGGAGAUGGUGGAGCUAUUGAAAGUUAGAGUUGUUCUAUGGAUGAAAUCAAAUUGUAACGAAGUGAAAAACACAGUACAUGAUAUUGUUGCAAACUUGAAACAGAUGGUUGUUGCUGCUAGUAUUGAUGUUGUUAUGGUUGCUGCUGGUAGUAUUGAUGUUGUUUUUGCUGCUAUGGUUAUUGCUGUUAUGGUUGAUGCCUUUUGGAUGCUGUUUUUUAGGAGGUGUUUUGCUGGGUGGAGUUCACAGCUGAAUAGGGGUGUGUUUUGCCAUUGGUUGAGCCUGAAGGAUGCUUGGUUGUAA
Camellia sinensis is the source of this 1971-nucleotide messenger RNA. NCBI's taxonomy places the organism in Eukaryota, Viridiplantae, Streptophyta, Magnoliopsida, Ericales, Theaceae. The record is from RefSeq and is a predicted model, not a curated record.